Messenger RNA from Chilo suppressalis (striped riceborer), 4872 nucleotides. NCBI's taxonomy places the organism in Eukaryota, Metazoa, Arthropoda, Insecta, Lepidoptera, Crambidae. The record is from the annotation of a GenBank genome assembly.
CCCGGCCGUCCACCGACUAACACCACCAUGUAAGUGAAGUGCAGUGCCCAGGAUUGAUGAGGUAACGAGUGAGGAUGUCUCAGGCCCCCGGCGGCAAGAAGCCGGGCAAGGGCCCUCCGAAGAAGGCCCCCGUCAUUGAUGAAGACAAAAGUGCUCCGGCCAAAGCCGAUGAGAAGGAUGAGACUGCUAAUAAUGGACCUAAAGAUGGAGAGAAGAAAGAGACGAAGGAGGGCAACGGGGAUGUCCCGAAGCCGCCAAGUGCUGGGGCCAACUUACGAGAGGUGGCUUCGAAGGUGCUCAUGCUGGCGCAGAAAGGGGAAUGGCCGGCGGUGGAGCAGACCCUCAAGGCAUUGGAGAAGCUGGUGGCGGCUGGUGGAGAAGAUGCCGUCACCGUGCCCAUGGCAGGCAUCAUGGAUCCGGACAAUUACAAUGUGCUACACAUAUCGGCGAUGUACGCUCGGGAAGACGUCGUCAAACUGUUGCUGUCCAAAAGAGGAGUGGACCCGUUCGCCACGGGAGGGAGUCGACAGCAGACGGCAGUGCACCUGGUGGCCAGCCGACAGACAGGAACCGCCACCAGCAUCCUGAGGGCGCUGCUCACGGCUGCCGGGAAGGAUAUUCGACUCAGGGUCGAUGGUAGAGGAAAAAUACCGCUGCUGCUGGCUGUGGAGGCAGGCAACCAGAGCAUGGUCCGCGAGCUCCUCAGCGCGCAGACUGCCGAACAGCUCAAGGCCAGCACACCUGCCGGAGACACAGCUCUGCACUUAGCAGCUAGACGUCGAGAUGUCGACAUGGCCCGCAUAUUGGUGGACUACGGUGCCGCCGUGGAUGCCGUCAAUGGUGCUGGUCAAACGGCCCUUCACAUAGCAGCCUGUGAAGGGGACGAACCUUUAGUUAAAUACUUCUAUGGAGUAAGAGCAAACGCAGCUAUUGCUGACAAUGAAGAUCGAACUCCAAUGCAUUUGGCUGCGGAGAACGGUCACGCAGGUAUCAUCGAGCUGCUGGCUGACAAGUUCAAGGCUUCCAUCUUCGAGAGGACCAAAGAUGGUAGCACUCUCAUGCACAUUGCGUCACUCAACGGGCAUGCAGACUGUGCCAUGAUGCUCUUCAAGAAAGGUGUCUAUCUACACAUGCCGAAUAAGGACGGUGCGAGGAGUAUUCACACUGCAGCCCGGUACGGCCACGUGGGGAUCAUCAACACCCUGCUACAGAAGGGGGAGAGCGUCGACGUUACUACCAAUGACAACUACACGGCCCUCCACAUCGCGGUGGAGUCGUCGAAGCCGGCCGUCGUGGAGACCUUGCUGGGCUUCGGCGCCGAUGUCCACAUCCGCGGCGGGAAGCAGAGAGAGACGCCGCUGCACAUCGCCGCGAGGAUCCCGGACGAUUCUCUGACAGGUGACAAAUGUGCGCUGAUGCUGCUAAAGUCAGGUGCGGGGCCCAAUAAAGCAACGGAGGAUGGCAUGACUCCGGUGCACGUCGCAGCCAAGUUCGGCAACCUGGCUACCCUCAUGCUGCUAUUAGAAGACGGCGGGGAUCCCCUAAAGAAGAAUAAGACUGGUGAAACCCCCCUUCAUAUGGCUUGUCGGAGCUGUAAACCUGAUGUUGUACGGCAUUUAAUAGAAAUAGUAAAAGACCAAAAGGGAGAGAGUGUCGCCAUUUCAUAUAUAGACACAGUUGACGAUGACGGAGCCAGUGCUCUUCACUACGCCUGCAAGAUCACGAAGGAAGAAGUAAGAAUAGCUUCAGCAGAUAGGGAAGUCGUUAAAUGUCUUUUAGAAAACGGGGCUGAUGUUACUUUGACGACGAAACACAAUCAUGAAACAGCAUUCCACUUUUGCGCAGUAGCUGGAAAUAAUGACGUCAUGACUGAAAUGAUUACACACAUAUCGGCUGCCGAUGUUGGAAGAGCUCUCAACAAACAGAACAAUAUAGGCUGGACUCCUUUAUUAAUAGCGUGUAAUAGAGGCCAUAUGGAACUUGUCAACACGUUACUCACUAAUCAUGCUAGGGUAGACGUUUUCGACGUAGAAGGUCGGUCGGCAUUACAUUUAGCAGCUGAACAUGGCUAUUUACAAGUAUGUGAUGCGUUACUAACAAAUAAAGCUUUCAUCAAUUCAAAAGCUAGAAACGGUAGAACUGCUCUUCAUUUAGCAGCAAUGAAUGGAUACGCCCAUUUAGUGAAGUUUUUAAUACGAGAUCACAAUGCCAUGAUUGACGUUCUGACGUUGAAGAAACAAACGCCAUUACAUUUAGCCGCUGCAAGUGGUCAGAUGGAAGUCUGCAAACUCCUCCUUGAAUUAGGGGCCAACAUAGACGCCACAGACGAAUUAGGACAGAAGCCAAUACAUGCAGCCGCGCAGAACAACUAUUCUGAAGUCGUUCAGUUGUUUCUACAACAGCAUCCAAAUCUGGUAAUGGCAACAACGAAAGACGGGAACACAUGUGCACACAUAGCAGCUAUUCAGGGUUCAGUGAAAGUGAUUGAGGAACUAAUGAAAUUUGAUAGGACAGGUGUGAUAUCUGCGAGAAAUAAGUUAAAUGACUCUACUCCUUUGCAAUUAGCUGCUGAAGGCGGACACGCUGAUGUAGUUAAAGUGUUAGUGAGGGCAGGCGCGUCUUGUACUGAUGAGAAUAGGGCGGGUUUAACGGCCGUUCACCUGGCAGCAGAACAUGGGCAUACGAAUGUAUUAGAUGUGAUGCGAUCCACUAAUACACUAAGGAUAUCUAGUAAAAAGCUUGGUUUAACACCACUUCAUAUAGCAGCUUACUACGGACAGGCAGAAACUGUGCGAGAACUUUUGUCCCAUGUCCCCGGGACGGUCAAGUCUGAGCCUCCCACGGGAGUUUCGUUGGUCCCAGUAUUAGGGGCAGAGUCUGGACUUACUCCGCUUCACCUCGCGGCUUACAACGGAAACGAGAACGUAGUACGACUACUACUCAACUCGGCGGGUGUCCAAGUAGAUGCAGCAAGUACUGAAAAUGGUUUCAAUCCUCUUCAUCUUGCUUGUUUCGGAGGACACAUGUCCAUCGUUGGUCUACUCCUCAGCAGAUCAGCAGAAUUACUACAAAGUACAGAUCGUCAUGGCAAGACUGGACUUCACAUAGCUUCAACCUACGGUCACUACCAAAUGGUUGAAGUGUUACUUGGGCAAGGUGCAGAAAUCAAUGCCACCGACAAGAACGGAUGGACUCCACUACACUGUGCUGCAAAAGCAGGCCAUCUGAACGUAGUCAAAUUAUUAUGCGAAUCUGGCGCGUCACCUAAAAGCGAAACUAAUUUAAGCUGUGCGCCAAUUUGGUUCGCGGCAUCAGAAAAUCACAAUGACGUCCUUGAGUAUUUACUACACAAAGAACACGAUACCCAAUCACUUAUGGACGACAAACGAUUCGUUUAUAACCUGAUGGUGUGUUCUAAGAAUCACAAUAAUAUUCCGAUUGAAGAAUUCGUGCUAGUUUCGCCGGCACCUGUGGACACUGCCGCCAAGUUGUCGAAUAUUUACAUCAAUUUAUCUACCAAGGAAAAGGAGCGUGCCAAAGACCUCAUCGCUGCGGGGAAACAAUGUGAAGCGAUGGCCACCGAGCUCUUGGCAUUGGCCGCGGGCGCCGACUCGGCUGGACAUAUACUCACCGCCACGGACAAUAGAAACAUCGAGUUCUUAGAUGUCCUGAUAGAGAAUGAACAAAAAGAAGUCAUAGCCCACACAGUCGUUCAGAGAUAUCUUCAGGAACUCUGGCGCGGCAGCCUCAAAUGGAGCGGCCUCAAAAUCAUGUUCCUCUUUUUCAUGUUCAUAAUUUGUCCCCCUGUUUGGGUGGUCUUUUCUCUUCCGUUGGGGCAUAAGUUUAAUAAGAUACCCAUAAUUAAGUUCAUGUCAUAUCUGACCGCCCACAUUUACCUGAUGGUGCUUCUGUCUCUAGUGGCGAUCACUCCUAUUUAUAACUCUAUUUUUAGGGAAAGUCUAGUACCAAAAUGGUACGAGUGGAUGCUUCUCAUAUCAUUGAGUGGUCUUUUACUCUUUGAACUCACGAAUCCUAGUGACAAAUCAGGUUUAGGGUGGAUAAAAAUAGCAGUACUAUUAUUUGGUAUGAUCGGUGUAGCGGUCCACGUAGCAGGGUGGAUAUUUGUGCAGCCUAAAUACUGGCCAACGUUGAUGUACUGCAGAAAUCAGUGUUUCGCUUUGUCUUUUUUAUUAGCCUGCGUACAAAUUUUAGACUUUUUAUCUUUCCAUCAUCUCUUUGGCCCAUGGGCGAUCAUUAUUGGAGAUCUAAUGAAAGACUUGGGAAGAUUUCUUGCAGUGUUAGCUAUAUUUGUAUUCGGAUUCUCAAUGCACAUCGUGGCUUUGAAUCAGCCAUUUAGGAACAUAACGAAAGCGGAAGAUAAUAAAUACGCAAGGCAACAGAGACGGAAACUCUUUUCCGACGUGACCAUGAACCCGCUAUCUUCGUUCGAGUUACUAUUCUUCGCUGUCUUCGGUCAGACCACGACUGAAAACACGAGAGUUCAUCGUGCCGACAGCAACAUGCAACCCGCUUGGACGAAUUACUUAUUCAAAAUUGUGUUCGGCAUCUACAUGUUGGUGUCGGUUGUGGUUCUGAUCAAUCUACUCAUUGCUAUGAUGUCAGACACGUACCAAAGGAUCCAGGUAAACUCAGCGCUUGCGCACCUUACGCGCAGUGCGUUGUACGUUGUCUGCAUUCAAUAUAACACGGCUUCUAGUUAUAAAUAUGAAUGUUCAUUUUUAAAUAAAAUAUGGACUCAUAAAAUCGUCUUAGUAUAAAUAAAUACGUUUAAAUUAAAUAAUAAUAAUAAACCUACCUAUACUAAUCGCACUCUUUUCUUAAAUUGCACCGAAAACCUGUCCGGGUACUAAU